This is a messenger RNA of Zophobas morio, 2319 nucleotides long. RefSeq lists its product as uncharacterized. Gene Ontology annotation, cellular component: microtubule. Lineage: Eukaryota; Metazoa; Arthropoda; Insecta; Coleoptera; Tenebrionidae. The record is from RefSeq and is a predicted model, not a curated record. The transcript has 24 exons. Gene Ontology annotation, biological process: microtubule-based movement; mitotic cell cycle. The coding region runs from base 106 to 2211 and encodes 701 amino acids. Gene Ontology annotation, molecular function: microtubule binding; ATP binding; microtubule motor activity.
UGUAAUCGAUUUAGAAGGUCCCUUCUAUCGUCCAAUAUAAUCAAAUAUCCACACAUAAGAGCUUGUGAAAUUUGAAGACCAAAUUUUUUAAAAAAAAACCAACUAAUGACUUCAAAUAUUAAAGUUAUGGUUCGAUUCCGCCCUUUAAACAAUUCGGAAAUAAACUCUAAUAAAAAUCUGUGCGUUCACUUUGUAGAUAAUACCACCGUACUACUAAAAGAUAAUUCCACGCCUUUCAUCUUUGAUCACAUUUUUGCAUCUCAUUCUACACAGUCGGAGGUGUUUGAUAAAGCGGCCAAAAACGUUGUAGAAGAUAUACUAGCGGGCUAUAAUGGGACAGUAUUCGCUUAUGGUACGCUUUCUUACUUCGUUGGACAGACCUCAAGUGGAAAGUCUUUUACUAUGUUUGGAUCUAAUAUUGAAGAUUACAACUAUAGAGGUGUUAUUCCCAGAGUUUUAGAAAAUGUAUUUACCUAUAUGGAGUACGCGCCGGUUUCGUUGGAGUUUUCUGUCAAAUUUUCUUUUAUAGAAAUUUACUUAGAAAAAAUUAGAGACUUACUGGACAUCGAGAAAACUAACUUAUCGGUGCACGAGAAUAGCGAAAAAGGUGUUUAUAUAAAAGAUGCCACUGAAUUAUAUGUCAGUUCGGUCUCCGAGGUCAUGGCUCUAAUUAAAAAGGGCCUGGCUAACCGUAAAUCUUCUCCCACAAGAAUGAAUAUAAGUAGCAGUCGCAGCCACUCUGUAUUAUUGAUAACGGUAUCCCAGAAGGAUGCCGAACAGGGUUCUACCAAAGUAGGUCGGCUGUCUUUGGUAGAUCUUGCGGGUUCAGAGAAGGUUAGUAAAUCAGAGGCGCAGGGUCUUUCACUUGAAGAGGUAAAGGCUAUUAACAAGUCUCUUUCGACUCUCGGGCUGGUGAUCUACCAUCUCACAGACGAUAAGUCUGUUCACGUGCCUUAUCGGGAUAGCAAGCUGACCAGAAUAUUACAGGAAAGUUUAGGCGGUAAUGCCCGUACCACCAUCCUCAUCACCUGCUCCCCUUCUAUCGACAAUGCGUGCGAGACAUCCUCCUCUUUGCGUUUCGGCAGCAGAGCUAAGAAAAUAAGGAAUACAGCUAAAGUGAAUAAACUUCUCACCAAAUUUGAACUCACAAAACUGCUUGUCUCUGCAAAAGAGGAAAUACGCAUCCUGCAACGCGAACUGGAGUCCCUCAAAGCUGCGUGCGGAGCAGAACGCCCUUCUUCCCCGCGGUCCAGCGAGAGAGACUUUUUAGAACUCACCGGAGAGGGCGCUCUCAGCGAAAGACUCAGCAAUACACUGGAGGAUUCUGUUGAAAAUUACAAAGCGAAAACUGUGGAACUUAAUAAACGGGUGGAAGAACUUUGUUGCUAUAAAACUUCCGCCGAUGAAAAAGUAGAGGGGCUCUGCAUUACUGUUCAGAAGCUUCUUGAAAGAGAUAAGCCCCCUAAAACCAUUUUGAGCGCUAGUAAGAAAUAUAUAGAGAAACUGAAAAGAAAACAUUUACUGGAAAUAAAAGCUCUGGAAGAGGAACACAGUAAAGCUCUUUGUAAACUCAAUCGGGAAAAUCAGGAUUUGCGAGCAAAAGUAGAGUGGCAACAAGAUACUAUAUAUUCCCUGGAAAGCGAAAAUUCGAAACUGUUGGAGCAACUUUUUCAUGAAUCCUGCAAAGAUGGAGCACUCCGUCAUAUUGAAGAGACCUUUGAGAAGCUGGUUUGUGAAAAGGAGCGCAUUGAACUUGUUGCUAGUGAGCUCAGAUGCCAACUUGAAGAAUCAAGAGGAGAGCUCAACAGUAAGGUAGAGUUCACUAAGCGUCUUCUGAUGCAGCGUCGUGAGGUAGGAAAAACUAUUCGAAAGCUCACUCGGGUCAUUGAGAAGCUAGUAGAACAGAACGCGCAGCUCAAGUUUUACCAUUUCGUUGCUGAGAAGAGACUAGUUCAAAAGGUCUCCCGGAUAACUAACCUUGAGAAACGCCUCGUGGGCCUCGGCCAGCAGCGCAUUCGGGAGGAACUGGAGUACAAGUUACUUGCUUCGCGACAUUCUAAAGUGCUUGAGUCUGGGCACUCUAGUCAAGGCCUCGCUGAUGAGACUCGGGAACAAAAAAUCGCUAAAAUUAUAAGGGGGGCUGGCCGCUUGGUUGAAGAGUCAGUUCCAUCGUCUCCGAGUCAGUUCUGGAGUAAAAAAAAUUUUAUUUAGCUAAUAAACCGCGAGCUGAGUAGAAUUUAUCUUGCUAAAAAAAGUUGAGGCGAGAUAGUCUAUUAAGCUAAGAGUAUCCUGAACUUUAAUUAAUAAAAUUUCUUAAUA